CCCGACUCUUGAACCAAAGAGUCGCCAGGUACCAAUAGGCACACGAGCGGGGAAAUUGGCAUCAGCAGUGGCAAAAUUGCAUGUUUUCCGAUAAAACGUGCUUCAACAUAUACCACAAGAUGCGUUUGGUGGAGGUGGCAUUACUGUUUGGGCAGGGGUUAUGCACAAUGGUAAAACUUUUUUUUAUUGCAAACAGAUUUUAGGGAGAAUUUUAGCUUCAUCGACGAACACCAGACCACACAGAGCUCGUACGGUA
Acanthoscelides obtectus is the source of this 256-nucleotide messenger RNA. Lineage: Eukaryota; Metazoa; Arthropoda; Insecta; Coleoptera; Chrysomelidae. The record is from the annotation of a GenBank genome assembly.